This is a messenger RNA of Drosophila bipectinata, 1942 nucleotides long. Its product is annotated as TBC1 domain family member 19. The record is from RefSeq and is a predicted model, not a curated record. NCBI's taxonomy places the organism in Eukaryota, Metazoa, Arthropoda, Insecta, Diptera, Drosophilidae.
CGAGGGGCGGCGGACUAACGAAACUAACGCGGAACUAACAGGGCCCAAAAACAACAAACGCCUUGCAUUCCGUCGCCAAGAAGCGACUACAGCCGAGGAUGCAUUUUGGACACGACUCCAAAUCAAAGCAGGCGACGUCGAGUUUGAUCGAUAAAAGUCAACUGUUUGGAGCGCCCGACGUGGAGCUAAUCAGAACUCGUCCGAUGAGUAGUACGUAGUCGUCAGUAGACUGUUAAACCGAACGAAAACGGCAAACGGCUGAAACAAUCACGGAUACGGACAGAGUCAAGGUAAGAAGGAAGCCACUAUGGAAGAGCUCCAGGAUGCCAGCAUCCAUCACAUGACCGCCAAGGUGAUUACGGCCAUCAAGAGCACCAAAUGCUACGAGCCCUUGUUCAAGGAGCUGCAGCGACUGGUCUGCAAUCCCACGGUGGAUACCCAUGACAUGCGCAACACCUUGGAGGACGCCAUCAAGGGUGCCGGCCUCGAGACGGAAAUCCGUAACAUUGUCUACAAUCUGGUCCGCAGCCGCCUCACCAAGUCCGAGGAGAAGGCCCAGACCAGCAAACAAAAUUCGAAACCCACCGUUAGCGAUCCCCUUGGCUACUUGAAAAGGGCGGGAGUCCUUUGGGAUCGCAGAGUGCGAAAGAGCCUUAAUGCCAUGUGCACCGAACUCAAGGUCCCGCUGCAUGGCCAGCCCAGGAUCAGUGCCGACCGAGAGGACUUUAUGGCCAAGUGGAACGAGUUGAGCAACUACAAUAUGGAUUUGGCAAACUAUAGACCCGUUUACGCACCCAAGGACCUGUUGGAAGUGCUCCUGUCUCUUAAAGGACCAGCUAAGACCACCGAACACACAGACCAUAUCCCCCAAUGGGAAUUCUCACACAUAGCUCUUCCUGUAAAAAAUCUCUUCGAGCUGAGAGCCCAUUACGCAGAUCUCCUGCGCAGUGACAGUUAUUUGGGUGUUCCGGAUCUAACUGUCCAGUGCCAACGUAUCCUUGAGGCCAGACAUGCUCCAAUGUGUCAGCAGUUUUUAAAGAAGGGCUGUACUCCAGCUCCCUAUCGGGGAGCCUUGUGGGCCUCUGUGCUGGACAGCAAGUUGCACGAUUACGAUAUCGAAUACUGGCAAAAAUUGCGCAAUUCCGUGUGGACCACGGAUCACAUAGUGGACAAGCUGGUGUUCAAGGACAUCCAGCUGACUGCUUCCAACGACGACCAGUACUUCGUGUUCGAGGACGUGCUCUACCAAGUGCUGCUCUGCUUUUCCCGGGACACAGACAUCGGCGGCUGCGUGGAGUACGAAGCCUUUCCGGUCAAGGGCAAGACCUACGAGGGUCCUCCCUCGGGUGUGGUGCCAUUCCACGGCAUCUGCAUGUUCGCAGCCCCAUUCUGCUACUUGUACGACUCCCCAGUAAACCUCUACUAUACCUUCCGUGCCUUCUAUAUCCGCUACUGCCAUCGCCUCACCACGAUCAACACGCAUCCGCAGGGCAUAGUCAGUUUGUGCCUUCUCUUCGAGAAGCUACUCCAGACCUACGAACCCCAACUUUGGUCGCAUUUUCGUGAGCUCCAAAUACAGCCCCUGCGUGUCGUCUUCAAGUGGCUGAUGCGGGCCUUUUCGGGCCAUCUGCCUCCUGACCAGCUGCUGGUGCUUUGGGAUUUGAUCCUUGGCUUUGAUAGCCUAGAGAUUUUACCGCUCUUCGCAAUUAUUAUCCUUAGCUUCCGGAAGGAAAGCAUCAUGCAAGUGGCCUCCCUAGACAGCAUCGAAGCUAUUCUAGCGGAUCUCUCCUCCAUCAAGGUUCUGCCUUUGGUCCAAUUGGCACUAAGUCGGGACUGAAGGAACCUCUAGUAUUCGGUGGGUUUCAUCGUAGUAACUAAAUUAAAGUAUUAGAGUGCAAUAUGAAUUAAAUUUGUCGCAAAUGUAAAAUAUAUUUCUUUAUUA